AUGACAUUUUUACAGCUUGCUGCAUGUUUGUUUUUCUUCUUCGUCAACGUUUUGGCACUCGUUGAUCCCAUCCGUUUUAAUGCGGUUGUAUCAUUAGACGGAUCGGGGGACUUCAAAAGCAUUAGUGAAGCAAUAGCAGCCGCUCCAGACAACUCCAAUGCACGAUUUUACAUUCAUGUAACCCCUGGCAUUUACCGUGGACAUCUUGAGAUUCCACCGGCCAAGAAAUUCAUUGCUUUGAUUGGCGAUAAUGCACUCACAACCAUUAUCGUCGACAAUAGAAGCCACGGCACUGGAUUCAAGACUUCUGAAUCUGCAACCGUAGUGGUCAACGGUGACAAUUUUAUGGCCCAACAUUUAAGCUUUGAGAAUUCUGCAGAACCUCAAAACGGCCAAGCAGUUGCUGUCCUUGACUACGCAAAACACACGGUUUAUUACGAUUGCAGAUUUCUAAGUUUUCAAGAUACCCUAUAUUCAAAAGGAGAACGCCAAUUCUUUAGGGAGUGCGACAUCUACGGAACGGUAGACUUCAUUUUUGGAAAUGGACUUGCUGUGUUUCAAGACUGUAAUAUAUAUGCUCGGUUACCGAUGGAUGAAAUCACAGUCACCGCACAAUCCAAAGAACAAUCGAUAUCCCAAAGCGGCUUCUCCUUUCAGAACUGUACCGUCACAGUUUCGCCAGAGAUAGCAGCCAAUAAGACUAAAGUUAAAAUCUAUCUUGGUCGGCCAUGGAGACCAUAUUCAACUGUUGUGUUCAUGGAGUCAUUUUUGGAUGACAACGUGCAACUACAAGGAUGGAUAUUGUGGGAAGGGGUACCAAUAAACAACCUCUUUUAUGCUGAGUUCAAUAAUCGAGGUCCUGGUGCUGACACAACACACCGAGUUAAUUGGUUGCCCGAAACACGUGUACCCUUUAGAACUGGACUUAAUGCUUAA
Cucurbita maxima (winter squash) is the source of this 936-nucleotide messenger RNA. RefSeq names its product probable pectinesterase/pectinesterase inhibitor 7. NCBI's taxonomy places the organism in Eukaryota, Viridiplantae, Streptophyta, Magnoliopsida, Cucurbitales, Cucurbitaceae. Gene Ontology annotation, molecular function: pectinesterase activity; pectinesterase inhibitor activity. The record is from RefSeq and is a predicted model, not a curated record. The coding region runs from base 1 to 936 and encodes 311 amino acids. Gene Ontology annotation, biological process: cell wall modification. The transcript has 3 exons.